Messenger RNA from Diaporthe citri, 1092 nucleotides. RefSeq lists its product as uncharacterized. Bases 1 to 1092 code for a protein of 363 amino acids. The transcript has 2 exons. Gene Ontology annotation, molecular function: steroid hydroxylase activity; heme binding; iron ion binding. Lineage: Eukaryota; Fungi; Ascomycota; Sordariomycetes; Diaporthales; Diaporthaceae. The record is from RefSeq and is a predicted model, not a curated record.
AUGUACACCACUUUGCCUCGUGACAAGUCCGGAUUCCCCAACCUCCAGGGCGAAUCUCUGGGGGUUCUAGCCCAGAAGAUGCACAUCUACCAACUCCACCCAGGCCACGAUAAUCUAGUUCGCCUCCAACGAAAGGUUCGAGUCUGGAUCAACAACCAUCUGACCUUGGAUAAUCUCCACCGAGUCUGCCAUUAUGCUGUGUCCCAGAGUCCAACACAUCUCGAGGUACCAUUGUAUCAAUGGGCAUCCAAGUUAUUUGUCCAACUUGGCCAGGAGGUAUACUUUGGAGCAACCCUCAGCAAAAUCAACCCCGAGGUACCCAACAACUUCCUUAUUUUUGACGAAUUAAUAUGGAAAGUGCUGUACCAGUAUCCAGAUUUCCUCUCGCAAGACAUGGCAAGAGGCAGGGCCAGGGUUGUAGCUGCAUUAUCUCAAUAUUUCCAAACGCCCACGGCCGAUCGAGUGGAUGCUGCCUGGCUGAUCAGAGCCAUGGAGGAUGAGAUGAGGGCACUCGGGGUGGAGGUGGAGGAUAUGGCUAUCAUCGUAUUCCACCUCUACAUUGCGGAAGAGACAAGGCCAGCAUUUGAUGGGGACACCCUGGUCGAUCCCUUUUACAUCCAGGACCGCUUUAAAUGUCCCCAGGUCGAUGCUAUCUGGCAUGAGACCCUUCGCAUGGCAGGAUGGUCCGCGUCAAUCCGCCUCAUCACCAAAGACACCGUCAUUGGGGGCAAGCUGAUGCGCAAAGGCCACCGCGUAAUGGUUCCGCACCGCAUACAGCACUUUGACGAAUCCGUCUUCGGCGAGAACACGCACGAAUUCCAACCGGAGCGGUGGUUAAAAGAACCGAAUCUGCCGCAGAGUCCGUCCUGGCAUCCGUUUGGCGCCGGGAAGACAUUAUGUAGCGGUCGUUUCUUAGCCCGGUAUACUGUCACCUCGUUUGUGGCUACGGUGCUACGGCGUUUCGAUAUCGAGAUGGUCGGGAACCCGCCAUUUCCAGAGGGGGACGAGGGAAGGCCGGUCUUGGGCAUCAUUUCAAUCAAGGAAGGGCAGGAAUUCAAUGUGAGACUCACGGCCAGAGCGAACAGCUCCUAG